AAUAGUUAAGUCUUGGUUUGUCUCUUCCAGAAGAAACUCGGGUCCCCAACGUCCACGUCUAUUUAGAAGAAAGUUGCAGAACAAGUGCAUAGAUUGGUCGUCGCCCUCACCUAAUAUGUGUUUAGAAGUUUUAUCAAGCUGAAUGAAUGACAUGCGGUGUCUUGGCAUAAACUGCACUUGAACUUCCAGCCAUUUGGAGUUCCGAUUCUGGAUAGCUUUAGAGAUCAGAAAAUUCAUAAGUGAAAGCAGACUUUUACACCAAGUAACCUUUCCAAUGACUGCAAUGGACAGUAAACUUGGCAAGACAUGUCUGUAAUUUUAUCAUAGCUUAUUUGUUUGCUGGGAGCAGAAUAAAGGAAGAAGCACAGGUCAAUGCUGAGCGACUAUCCCGAAGUCGGCUCCGGGACCAAAGAAAACACUUGGGUAUUUCUCGUCACCUGGAGGUAUUCUCUUGUAACAUUACAUUAUCUCUCAGUACCCUUUGGAUUUACAGCUGAAAAACGAGGAGAAUCUACAAGAAUGCAUUCCAUGCCUCCAAAGUGCAUUUACCUGUGUUUACAGUUUCUGGUUUUCUGCUUCCAAGUAAAGGAAUCUCAUCAGGCUGCAGCAGACUUUAGGAUAUAUGUUGAAAACUACACCAGAAACCCUGAUGAUAUGAGUCGGAAACAAGUGCGUGUUUAUCAGUUAUACAGCCGGACUACAGGGAAACAUGUCCAGAUUAUGGGCAAGAAGAUAAAUGCAAAUGGAGAAGAUGGUGGCAAAUAUGCCCUUCUUGUUGUGGAGACAGACACUUUUGGUAGUCAUGUUCGGAUAAAAGGAAAAGAAACUGGGCAUUACAUCUGCAUGAACAAGAAAGGCAAGAUUGUUGGAAAGACUAAUGGAAGGAGUAGAGAAUGUGUUUUCAUUGAGGAAGUUCUGGAGAACAAUUACACUGCUUUGGUUUCUGCCAGAUUUAGAGGAUGGUAUCUUGGCUUUACCAGGAAGGGGCGGCCAAGAAAAGGCCCCACAACACAACAGUUCCAGAGGGAGGUCCAUUUUAUGAAGCGUUACCCCAAGGGGAAAGAGGAUGUUCAUAAGCCAUUCAAAUUUACUACAGUAACCAGAAGAAGCAGGAGGGCAAAGCGCUUAAAAACAAAGUCAAAAUUGUCUGCUACAAAACUCUCGCAUAAUCCUUAGUCCUCAAAGACAGUCUCUGAUCUUUUAUUCAAAGGAUAUGAGGACAAUACAAAUAUUUAUUUUUAUACUACAGAAUGACAGAACUGUACAGAGCUGACCUUUAUUUAUAUUAGACUUUAUUACUGAUGAUGGACUACUGUCUAAAAUAUGUGACUACAGACGUCAUUUUUAUUUAAUAAGACAAAAAUAAUAUUUGACUUUUCCUUUAGAUCAGGGCAUGUGCAUCUCUGUUGACAAAGUAUAUUCUGUUUUAUUUUUCCUAAAACCUUUAUCGACACAAUAACCUAGAAAAUAAGUAAUUACAAUGGAUUUAGGAAAAGAUAAGUCCAAGUCACAGACCGGAAACAAAACAGUUUUAACUUUUGAAGUGUAAAUUUUAUCAAUUUUGUAACUUAGGCAAUAAAAACACAAGACGGAGAAAAAAGUUAAUAAUAAUAAUAAUAAAGUAUAAAUGAAAGAAAGGAAGGAAGAAAAGCAUAUUCCAUUAAUUACCUAAUGUUAUCUGGCCCACAGAGAUGCUGGUAUGGACUGCUGUUGU
This is a messenger RNA of Protopterus annectens (West African lungfish), 1714 nucleotides long. Its product is annotated as fibroblast growth factor 18-like. Gene Ontology annotation, cellular component: cytoplasm. The transcript has 5 exons. Bases 373 to 1176 code for a protein of 267 amino acids. Gene Ontology annotation, biological process: limb morphogenesis; heart morphogenesis; positive regulation of gene expression. NCBI's taxonomy places the organism in Eukaryota, Metazoa, Chordata, Ceratodontiformes, Protopteridae. Gene Ontology annotation, molecular function: type 2 fibroblast growth factor receptor binding; growth factor activity; type 1 fibroblast growth factor receptor binding. The record is from RefSeq and is a predicted model, not a curated record.